UGCAUUACCACAGGGAAGGGUGGUGGGGUGGUAGUGGAUCACCACACUGAACCCCCCCACCCCCUCUGUUCACAAUCAUUCAUUCGUUCAAUCAUUCCUGGGAAUUUAGGCAUCACUGGCUGGGCUAGCAGUAUUGCCCCAUUCCUAGUUACCCUUGAGAAUGUAAUGCAGUCCUUGGGGGCAGUGUCAUCAGGGAGGGAAUUUUGACCCAAUUACACUGAAGGAAUAGCAAUAUAUUUCCAAGUCAGUGGCUUGGAGGUGGUGGUGUUCCCACGUACCUGCUGCCCCUGUCUUUCUAGACAGAAGUGGUUGCUGGUUCGGAAGGUGCAGCCUGAGGAUCUUUGGUGAAUUUGUUACUGACUGGGCAUCAUGCCUGCUGUUGCUGCCUAACAUUGAUACUUGUUGGGAGAAUUUACAAUUAUGUACAUGCCUUCUUUGUUUGCCAAGUUCUGGAGAGGGACUUGAACCCAGAGCUUCUGCCUCAGACACAGGGGACAUGACCCAUUUCUAGAUGACAGAGCUCAUGAGUUUAGAAGGUACCAUCUAAGGAGCUGUGAUAAUCUGCAGCAUUGCAUCUUGUAGAGCAGUGAAGAGAAUGAACAUUGAAAGUGGCAGAUGAUAUGUUAUGCAGCUUUGUUUUGGAUGGUGUCAAGAUACCAAGUGUUGUUGGAGCUGAACCUGUCAGGCAAGUAGGGAGUGUUCCAUCACAUUCCUGAUUUGUGCUUUGGGCUUAGAAAUAGGAGGUGAGCUUUACGCUGUAGAAUUCCCAGCCUCUGGUUUAGUUUUUUAGCCACAAUAUUUAUAUGGAUGAUCCAAUCAGGUUUUGGUCAAUGGUAAGCUCCCCUGAACAUUGUUAGUUGGGAAUUCAGUGAUGAUAAUGUCCUUUAAUGUCAAAGGCAAUGAUUUGAUUCCUGUUCUGUUGGAGAUGGCCAUUACUGGCACUUGUCUGGAAUAAAUAUUACUUGCCACUUAUUAGCCCAAAGCUAGAUGAUGGGUGGGUAUAGGCGAUGGCCUAAUGGUAUUAUUGCUAGAUUGUUAAUCCAGAAACCCAGCUAAUGUUCUGGGGACCUGGGUUUGUGUGGCAGAUGGUGGAAUUUGAAUUGAGUAAUAUUCUGGAAAUGACCAUGAAACCAUUGCUGAUUGUCAGGAAAACCCAUCUGGUUCACUAAUGUCUUUCAGUGAAGGAAAUGGUCGUCCUUACCUGGAGUGGCCUACAUGUGACUCCAGACACAGCAAUGUGGUUGACUGUUACCUGCCUACGGCGCAGUUAGGGAUAGGUAAUAAAUUCUGGUCCAGCCACUGAUGCCAAUAUCUCACAAAUGAAUUUUAAGAAAAAUAUUGUCCAGGUUUUUCUGCAUUUGGAUGCAGAUAGCUUCAGUAUCUGACGAUACAUGAAAUUUGCUGGUUGUGCAACUAUCAUUAAAUAUCCCCCCCUUCUGACAUUAUGGUGGAGAGAAGGUCAUUAAUGGAGCAGCUGAACAUGGUUGGGCCUAGUACACAACCCUGAGGAACUCCUGGAGCUAAGGUGUUUGGUUUCCAACGGUGUAAUGGUCCUGUUCCUGUGCUGUAGUGUUCUGAUCACAACCACCGUCCUUUGUGCUAGACUAUGAGUGCGAAAGGUUUGAAAGAGGCAGUGCAGAAUGCUGCCAAGGAGUUCCUCUCCUUUGUGGAUAAAGGGGUGUCCCCCUACCAUGUUGUUGAAGAGUGCAAGCGACGACUUUGUUCAGCUGGCUUCCAGGAACUAAAGGAGGUUGACCACUGGGACCUGAAACCUUCCAACAAGUAUUACAUGACAAGGAACUACUCUACAAUAAUUGCCUUUGCAGUGGGAGCCAAGUACACACCAGGGAAUGGAUUUAGCAUGAUUGGAGCUCACACAGACAGCCCCUGCCUACGGGUGAAACUCAGGUCGAAGAAGUCGCAAGUGGGUUACCUGCAAGUCGGAGUGGAGUGUUACGGCGGUGGAAUCUGGAAUACUUGGUUUGACCGUGACCUCACAGUAGCCGGCAGGGUUGUGCUGAAGAAUGGAGACAAAGUGGAACAUCGCCUGAUCAACGUGGCUGAACCAGUCCUUCGCAUCCCUCACCUGGCCAUCCACCUGCAGAGAGAGAUUAACGACAACUUCGGACCCAACAAGGAGAACCACCUUGUUCCGAUCAUAGCUACAGCGGUACAGGAGCAGCUAGAACUGGGAGUGAAAUCUACUGGAAAUGCCUGUGAUGCCACUCAAAUGUCAGAGAAACACCACUCAGUCCUGUUGAACCUGCUUUGUGCUCAGUUGGGAGUGAAUGUGGACAAAAUCAUAGACUUUGAGCUGUGUCUGGCCGAUACUCAGCCUGGGGCUCUGGGUGGUGCUUUCAAAGAGUUUAUAUUUGCCCCACGACUGGAUAACUUACACAGUUGUUACUGUGCCCUGCAGGCCCUAAUUGAAUCAUCCGAGGAGCAAGGCACACUGGCUGAGGACAGCAAUAUCCGAGUGGUUACGCUAUUUGACAACGAAGAGGUUGGAAGCCAGAGUGCUCAUGGAGCAGGCUCCUCCUUGACCGAGUUAGUCUUGCGUCGUCUGUCUUCCAGUUUCGACAACCUGACUGCAUUUGAGGAAGCUAUUCCCAAGUCAUUCAUGAUCAGCUCGGACAUGGCACAUGCUGUACACCCCAACUAUGCAGACAAACACGAGGAAAAUCACAGGCCAGCGCUCCACAAGGGACCAGUGCUUAAAUUUAACAGUAACCAACGAUAUGCCUCAAAUGCUGUCACUGCUGCCAUUGUGCGAGAGAUUGCUAACCGUGUGGGUGUCCCACUCCAGGUAACACUGCUCUCCAUUCUUCCCCACGUCUUCCCUCCAACUUCAGGCCGGAGGUCUGCUGGACAAUGAUGGAAGUGUCACAGAAAUUUGGAAUUCAUUCCCUGUAAGGCUAGGUGUGCUGGAGGGGGAUGGGAAGCAAUUACAAUGCUCAUAUUGAAUGUUUGGUUGACUGAGGGAAAUCGAGCUAAUCAACAUCUUGAGCAUCGCCAUCACCCAAAAACCCCCUAAUUGAAUUGACCACAUCAGUAUUCAGUUCAGAGGCUGGGAGUUCUGCCUUGAGUAGCCCACCUUCUGAUUUUUGGGAAAUCUGUGUUACAAUGUAGAGGCAAAUAGGUUUUCAGUUCUAUGACUUUUUACCUUUUGAAGGUCAGAAGCUUUUUUUUUGGUAUGGGUCAAAGCAGCAUUUCCAAGAAAUGUAAGCUAAAUGAAGAGACAAGCUACUUGGUGAGAUAAUCGUUGACGUGUUUUCUAAGUUGCACAAUGACUACCCAGAGAAAGAAAGGCCAUAGGAAGUGUAGCU
This is a messenger RNA of Rhincodon typus (whale shark), 3326 nucleotides long. RefSeq names its product aspartyl aminopeptidase (gene dnpep). Gene Ontology annotation, molecular function: aminopeptidase activity; zinc ion binding. Gene Ontology annotation, biological process: proteolysis. The transcript is spliced from 13 exons. The record is from RefSeq and is a predicted model, not a curated record. NCBI's taxonomy places the organism in Eukaryota, Metazoa, Chordata, Chondrichthyes, Orectolobiformes, Rhincodontidae. The coding region runs from base 1607 to 2875 and encodes 422 amino acids.